AUGUAUAUUUCAGAAUUCUAAGAUGUUGAUUCUAAAAGAGUUAAGGAAAGACUAGUGGAGAGUGCCUACAACAAAGUCUUGGUCUGGAGGAAGAUAUUCUAAGAGGGUUUGAUCAAUGAACAAGGAGAAAAGCAGCAUUACUCUUUAAAAGAGGCUGCCAAAUUUGUUGGUGUUCCUAAAAAGACCUUGGAGGAUUAUACGUCAAUCUUCCACAAGGUUGGGUUAGUUGCUUCGCUGUUUGAUUUCUGGGGGAAGAAGAUGGGAUUCCUUAGAAAUUUUAUAAGAAAAAAUAAAUCAAAAAUUAGAAAAGCCUUAAUUGCUGAAAGAUUAUAAUAAUACGAAAGAAAGCGAGAAAACUUAACUAUAAAGAAAAAACAAACCAAGGGUUCAAACUUUCUUGAAGAUUUUUCAUCAUGUAAAGAGACAGAACAAUUUUUCGAAAGGGUCUCUGAUCAGAAUUUGUUCAAUUCUGAACCUGAAGAAAUUGAUGAUGUGUUCUAAGAAAGUCAUGUCCUUUUGCCAAUUGUCAAAUUUUGA
Paramecium octaurelia is the source of this 537-nucleotide messenger RNA. The record is from the annotation of a GenBank genome assembly. Lineage: Eukaryota; Ciliophora; Oligohymenophorea; Peniculida; Parameciidae.